Gekko japonicus is the source of this 1806-nucleotide messenger RNA. It is a transcript of the gene POLR1C, whose product is annotated as polymerase (RNA) I polypeptide C. The coding region runs from base 1 to 1035 and encodes 344 amino acids. The record is from RefSeq and is a predicted model, not a curated record. The transcript is spliced from 9 exons. Gene Ontology annotation, biological process: DNA-templated transcription. NCBI's taxonomy places the organism in Eukaryota, Metazoa, Chordata, Lepidosauria, Squamata, Gekkonidae. Gene Ontology annotation, cellular component: RNA polymerase III complex; RNA polymerase I complex. Gene Ontology annotation, molecular function: protein dimerization activity; DNA binding.
AUGGCGGCGCCCGGCGGUGUGGAAGAAAUGAGAAGUCGCGUGGUUCUAGGCGAGUUUGGAGUUCGCAACGUCCAUACUACAGAUUUUCCUGGGAACUAUGCUGGGUAUGAUGAUUCCUGGGAUAAGGAGAAGUUUGAAAAGAAUUUCAGAGUAGAUGUUAUUCACAUGGAUGAAAGCACUCUAGAAUUUGACAUGGUGGGAAUUGAUGCAGCUAUUGCAAAUGCCUUUCGACGCAUCUUGCUUGCUGAGGUGCCAACCAUGGCUGUGGAGAAGGUCUUUGUGUACAACAACACCUCCAUUGUGCAAGAUGAAAUCCUAGCCCACCGCUUGGGGUUGAUCCCUAUACGUGCUGAUCCUCGUCUCUUUGAAUACAAGAGUGAAGAAGAUGAGUGUGAUGAAAUUAACACUCUGCAGUUCCAGUUGAAAAUUAAGUGCAGCAAGAACCCUCAGGCAGCCAAGGAGUCAUCUGAUCCUAAUGAACUGUACAUCAACCAUAAAGUCUAUAGCAAGCACAUGGAAUGGGUGCCACUGGGGUCUCAGGCAGACAAUCUGAAUGCUGACUUCCGUCCUGUACAUGAUGACAUCCUCAUUGCCCAGUUGCGUCCCGGCCAAGAAAUCGAUGUACUUAUGCAUUGUGUAAAGGGCAUUGGUAAAGAUCAUGCAAAGUUUUCUCCAGUGGCCACAGCCAGCUACAGGCUAUUGCCAGAGAUAACUCUACUGCAGCCUAUUGAAGGGGAAGCAGCUGAGAGGCUGAAGAAGUGCUUUUCUCCUGGGGUUAUAGAGAUUCAGGAAAUCAAAGGGAAAAAACUGGCAAGAGUGGCCAAUGCUAGAUUAGAUACAUUUAGCCGGGAGAUUUUUCGUCAUGAUGAUUUGAAAACCCUUGUGCGGCUGGCUCGAGUGCGAGAUCACUACAUCUUCUCCGUGGAAUCCACAGGUGUUCUGCCUCCAGAUGUGUUGGUGAGUGAAGCAAUCAAGGUGCUAAUGGGAAAAUGUCAGCGCUUCUUGGAGGAGCUGAAAUCUAUUCAGAGGAAAUAAGAAGCUUGUGUUCUUUAGACUUCAGCAUAAUGAUCUGCUUAGUUGGGGUGCUUGCAGCUGUGACUUGAAGGAUGGCUUCCAACCAAGUUGUCUGUUAUAUCAUCAUAUGGAUAACUCUCUACCAUGGAUAUGAAAUAUUGGGACUGAAUACUUUAUGCUUUCUAUUUUGGGCAGUAACUUGAUCAAUGGUUGAGAAUCUCAGAGGAGGACUAAUACACUGUGGAAGCCUGUGAAUGGACAGACUGCUGGAAAUAAAUUGCGGGACCUCCCAAGUUGCUUGGCUUGCCUUCAGUUAUAUCUCCCAAGGAGAACAAAGCUUUGUUAACUGGUGAAUCACCUGUCAAACAGGUCACAACAGCUGUCUCUUUAGUGAUGUGUACUGGCAAGAUUUUUGUUUUAUGUAGUACGAGGUCUUGUGCUAAUGCCUGUAAUCUGUGUACCACACCAAAAAUGGAAGUUUAAGAAUGUGAUUCAUUUCUUAACUGCUUUGUUUCUAGCUAGUAAAGAAGCUGGUGUUAUGGUAUGACUUUAUGGAAGGGGGAAGGGAGAGAGAAUGAGACACUAGUAUUAUGUCCAUUUUAAUUUCAAGAUCAUCCAAAAAGCUCUGUAACUGAAUUGCCACAGCCCUCUCUAUUAUCUUGCCCAAAUAGGGGACGUUGGAGACCGGCCGGUAGUUCGCCCAUUCAGCCGGGUUCAAAGAUGACAUUCUAGAGAGGAUGAACCACCGCUUCCUUGAGUGCCCUCGGGAACAGUCCCUCCAAGGGGGACUUG